Molecule: messenger RNA, 1762 nt
Organism: Tachysurus fulvidraco (yellow catfish)
Lineage: Eukaryota; Metazoa; Chordata; Actinopteri; Siluriformes; Bagridae
Gene: nmnat2
Product: nicotinamide nucleotide adenylyltransferase 2
Exons: 11
Coding region: 189-1109 (306 amino acids)
Biological process (GO): NAD+ biosynthetic process
Cellular component (GO): Golgi apparatus
Molecular function (GO): nicotinamide-nucleotide adenylyltransferase activity; nicotinate-nucleotide adenylyltransferase activity
Source: RefSeq, a predicted model, not a curated record
GCACGUGUGUUGCUUUAAGACAAGAGGUUAGGCAGCCAAUCAGAUUCCAGCUCUACGUCUGGAGGAGUGGAGCGUCUCUGCCGCAGCUGAACCAAACCUCGCCUUUUUUUUUCUUGGAACAUCUAAACAAAAAGGCCUACAAAAUCAAGCACGUAUAUGAAAAGGGGACAAAGUGGACGACCAUCAACAUGACAGAAACAGCCAAAACUCACGUUAUAUUGCUUUCCUGCGGAAGCUUCAACCCCAUAACAAAGGGACACAUUCAUAUGUUCGAAAAAGCCAGAGAGUUCCUGCACAAGACAGGACGCUUCAUAGUGAUCGGCGGGAUCAUUUCACCUGUACACGACUCCUAUGGCAAACCGGGUCUUAUUUCAAGCAGACACCGGCUCACCAUGUGUCAGCUGGCAGUGCAGUCAUCUGACUGGAUCAGGGUCGACCCUUGGGAAUGUUAUCAGGACACCUGGCAAACUACCUGCAGUGUACUGGAACACCACCGAGAUCUUAUGAAGAGAGUAACAGGAUGCAUUCUAUCUAAUGUGAACACACCCUCUACAACUCCUGUGAUUGGCCAGCCCCAGAACACCACUUCUCCAAUCUACCAGAACAAUAACUCCUCGAACAAACCCACAGCUGUUAAGCUGUGGGGAAAGAUGAGUGAGAGUUUGGGCAAAAUCUGCUGUGUUCGCCCGCAUGUGGAGCGCUUCACGUUUGUUGAUGAAAACGCAAACCUCGGGUCCACAAUGCGUUACGAAGAAAUCGAAUUGCGUAUCCUGCUCCUGUGUGGAAGUGAUCUACUGGAGUCCUUCUGCAUUCCUGGGCUUUGGAACGAGAGUGAUAUGGAGGUGAUUGUAGGUGACUUCGGGAUCGUGGUGGUGCCUCGGGAUGGAACUGACACAGAAAGGAUAAUGAAUCCUUCCUCUGUGCUUCGUAAGCACACGGGCAAUAUCAUUGUGGUGAAGGACGAUAUGAACCAUCCUAUGUCAGUUGUUAGUUCAACUAAAAGCAGACUGGCCCUCCAGCAUGGAGACGGCCACGUGGUGGACUACCUGACUCAGCCGGUGAUUGACUACAUCCUGCAGAACCAGCUUUACAUCACCGCGUCUGGAUAGAAGAGAGGAUGCAAGCGGAUGCUUCUCUUUAAGCUGCCCCGUCCGUCUCCCUGUGUGUGAAUAACAGUGUAGUCCUGCCUCACUCUACCACUGCUUUUUCCAUAUAGAGGAGUGUAACCUAUCUGUCAUCCUUUCUAACUGUAUCAUAGUGACCUGUCAGGAGUAAUGGUGCACUGCAUUGUGCCAAACAGACUCGCCCUGUACCAAUGCAGUGCUAGGAAAUGGAGCAGGUGGACAUAGUGAUCUAACGAUGUGAGGGAAAGGGAUCUUUAAAUAACAGAAAAUUAAAAUGAAGAAGGAGUAAUACAGAAAUUGUUACCGGCUUGAAUGUUGGCCUUGCUGUCAGUUUGAUACUGUCCUUUCCUCUAAUUGCAUGUCUAGAGGUUUUCUUUUACCGCACGAGUGCUUGAAUAGCAUUGUAGUCUGUAGUCCGCUGUAACAGUGUUUCCAAAGACCAAAAAAAAAAAAGUGCUUAGACGCAUUUCAUCUCUAACUUCAUUUUCUAUUGAAUAUAUGACUGUGUACAAAGAAAUUUGGAUUGCUGUCCUUUUUGCAACUGCAACUAUUACGCUGCACUGUUCUUGUCUUCGAUGUGCAUUCAUGCAUAUGUCAUUUGUAUUUGGUUGCACAUUAAAGAAUGACCUUUCCUUUUG